CCUCAGUGGAGGGGAGCAUUUCCCUGCAGAGCAGCACCAUGUCUUGCGGACCAGUGUGCACCAACUUGGGUCUCAAGCCUGGCCAGCGCCUCACUGUCAAGGGGAAAAUUGCACCAAAUGCUAAGAGCUUUGUGAUGAAUCUGGGCAAGGAUGCUACCCUCCUCGGACUUCACUUCAAUCCCCGUUUUGAUGCUCAUGGGGAUGUGAACACCAUUGUUUGCAACUCAAAGAAGGUGGAAGAGUGGGGUGCAGAGCACAGGGAGGCUGUCUUUCCUUUCCAGAAAGGGGGCACAGCAGAGAUCACUUUUGGUGUCAACCAAAAUGAUGUGACAGUCCACCUGCCAGGCCACCAGUUCACGUUCCCUAACCGGCUUAACCUCUCUGUCUUUGACUACUUUGAUACACAAGGGGACUUCACACUCCAGUCCCUCAGCUGGGAAUAA
Messenger RNA from Cinclus cinclus, 443 nucleotides. It is a transcript of the gene LGALS1, whose product is annotated as galectin 1. Lineage: Eukaryota; Metazoa; Chordata; Aves; Passeriformes; Cinclidae. The transcript is spliced from 4 exons. The coding region runs from base 39 to 443 and encodes 134 amino acids. The record is from RefSeq and is a predicted model, not a curated record. Gene Ontology annotation, molecular function: carbohydrate binding; laminin binding.